Dentiscutata erythropus is the source of this 444-nucleotide messenger RNA. NCBI's taxonomy places the organism in Eukaryota, Fungi, Glomeromycota, Glomeromycetes, Diversisporales, Gigasporaceae. The record is from the annotation of a GenBank genome assembly.
AUGUCUGACGAACAACAACCAAGCAAAGUCAACGCUAAUGUUAACUACUAUACCGGCGCUACCAAAGAAACAGUUGGUAACGAAUCCCUAAAAUCCUCUGGCCAGGCUGCUCAAAUCCGCGGCAACGCAGAAUAUGAUGCUGCCAGUAAAGAAGCACCCUCAAAACUCACUGGCAAUUAUAACGCAACCGCUGGUGCCGUAAAGGAAACAAUCGGAUCCGUAAUUGGACAUAGCGAUUUAGAGAAAUCAGGUGCUGAACAACGUAGAAAGGGAAAUGAAGAAUUAGAAGCAGCCAAAUUGGCAGAUUAUGUUGGUGGUGCCGGCACCAAGGUUAAAGGAACUGUAAAAGAACAAAUUGGCUCAACUAUUGGCAAUGAGCGAUUGGAAGCAGAGGGUGCUGCCACCAGAAUCGAAGGCGAUGAUAAAAUGACAAAGAAUGGUUAA